ACUGCAACACCAACAACUAAACCAUCUCUUCUUUACAUCAACUUACCAACAAUUCUAUUUUUCAAGAAAAUCAAAAGAAUGCAAACGCUAAGAAGCUUUAGCACGAGGACAAGAAGCCGUCGUGGAGGGUACGAGCGAGUAAGUGAUGAUUCAACUUUCAGUUUACUCGGAGCAAAGCUAAGAAGAUCAACGAGUGUUCCUUACUACGCUCCAUCUAUAAAGCUUGGUGCUGGUGGUGUUCCGACCAUUCUUGAGGAGCUUCCACGUCAGAAAUCCAAGAAAGUCAAACCAACAAGCAAGUUUAGCCACCCUAUCUUUAGCUUUUUGUAUGGGAAGAAGAAGAAGUCUACAACUAGGAAGCCUGAGUUCUCUAGGUAUAUGGAAUAUUUGAAGGAAGGUGGUAUGUGGGAUGCGAGAACUAAUGCACCUAUUAUUUAUUACAAGUAGAUGAUUACUUUUAUGUAAAAUGAAAAUCAAUAAACAAAAAUUAAACAAUGUUUAAUUGAAAUGAGUUUAUAUAUUUUAAUUUUGUGAUGAUAUUUGUGUAUUGUAGUUAAAUUGCUUAUAAGAAUUCAAGUGUUGGACACAAAGCUGGAUGUUUUUUAGCUUAUUUGAUUCGGAUAUAUAUGAUUUAAAAGUUUCAAAGCAAAAGGUCGAGCAGUUUUGGUUUGACUCUUGAGACAUGUAUACACUAAAGGAAGUCUGGAAUAGUGAAUCUACAUGUGGUUACGUGAGGAAAAAGGAAGUCUUCUCUUCUUCCAUUUACUAAAACUGGAGAUUUCCAAAAAUGCAAACCCCAAUCAAUUGUUAAAACACUGAAACAUGCAUACAGUAUCAUAUAUUCAAUAUUUG
This is a messenger RNA of Eruca vesicaria subsp. sativa (arugula), 852 nucleotides long. Lineage: Eukaryota; Viridiplantae; Streptophyta; Magnoliopsida; Brassicales; Brassicaceae. The record is from the annotation of a GenBank genome assembly.